Messenger RNA from Phaeodactylum tricornutum CCAP 1055/1, 312 nucleotides. RefSeq lists its product with no specific name. The record is from RefSeq and is a predicted model, not a curated record. The transcript has a single exon. Lineage: Eukaryota; Bacillariophyta; Bacillariophyceae; Surirellales; Neidiaceae. The annotation marks the transcript as partial. Gene Ontology annotation, cellular component: nucleus. Gene Ontology annotation, molecular function: DNA binding.
AUGCUGAAGGCUGCCGGUGUAUUGAGUACGGAAAAGCGCUACGGUGCCGGGGGUAACAAGAGCGCACAUUCAGGCGGAGUCUUGUCGGCGAGAAAGCUGGAAGAAGCCGACGAUGUGGGCACUAUUGUAAAGGUUGACAAGAGUUUGAGUAAGGCAAUUAUGCAGGCUCGUACGGCCAAAAAGCUUACGCAGAAGGAGCUCGCCACGGCGAUCAACGAAAAACCACAAGUAGUGGCAGAAUAUGAAUCGGGCAAGGCGAUUCCCAACCCACAGAUCAUUAGCAAGCUAGAGCGCAAGCUAGGUGUCAAGCUG